This is a messenger RNA of Aspergillus welwitschiae, 301 nucleotides long. RefSeq lists its product as uncharacterized. The record is from RefSeq and is a predicted model, not a curated record. Bases 67 to 297 code for a protein of 76 amino acids. Lineage: Eukaryota; Fungi; Ascomycota; Eurotiomycetes; Eurotiales; Aspergillaceae. The transcript has a single exon.
CGCACAUCUACAGUAACUCAAAGGCCCUUUAGCCCUCCAUCAGGAACGUUCAGACCGUCGAAAUUAAUGGCUCCACCUCAACCGAGAUCUGGUGAACUUUGCCCGAAGAGGGCAACACGCAUGACAAUAGUUCCCAUCAAUUUACGGGCAUUUCAGGGAACCGAAAGGAAGGUAAAUCGAAGAAGAGAUCAAAGUGGAAAAGAAGAAAGACAGAGCCAGCCACAGUACCGAGAGAAGCCAACACCGCUACUAUUCUUACGAUUAUCGUAUGCAAACCCCUACGCAGAAGCAACGUAGUCUG